Sciurus carolinensis (gray squirrel) is the source of this 1661-nucleotide messenger RNA. It is a transcript of the gene Rsu1, whose product is annotated as Ras suppressor protein 1. The coding region runs from base 173 to 1006 and encodes 277 amino acids. The transcript is spliced from 9 exons. NCBI's taxonomy places the organism in Eukaryota, Metazoa, Chordata, Mammalia, Rodentia, Sciuridae. Gene Ontology annotation, molecular function: protein binding. The record is from RefSeq and is a predicted model, not a curated record.
GCGUGGAGCUGAAAGAGGCCCCUUGCGCGCCUGCGCUGAGCGCCGGGACAGGGCGUGUUCCUUGUUCGGGUGCCGGUUUUGCACUGAUCGGGAGUGCAUCUCUUGCCACCCGAGCGCGUCCUACGGACGUUUCGCGUCCACUCUGUUAGGUGCUGCCCUCCGCGUGCAGAACAUGUCCAAGUCUCUGAAAAAGUUGGUGGAGGAGAGCCGGGAGAAGAACCAGCCGGAAGUGGACAUGAGUGACCGGGGCAUCUCUAACAUGCUGGAUAUCAACGGCUUGUUCUCCUUAGCCCACAUCACGCAACUGGUCCUCAGCCACAAUAAACUCACAACUGUGCCACCAAACAUAGCAGAACUGAAGAACUUGGAAGUGCUUAACUUUUUUAAUAACCAGAUUGAGGAGCUGCCCACACAGAUCAGCAGCCUUCAGAAACUCAAACACCUGAACCUUGGGAUGAACAGGCUCAACACUCUGCCUCGAGGAUUUGGAUCUCUUCCAGCUCUUGAGGUCCUGGACUUGACUUACAACAACUUGAAUGAAAAUUCUCUUCCUGGAAAUUUCUUCUACCUUACCACCCUGCGUGCACUCUAUCUAAGUGACAACGAUUUUGAAAUCCUGCCGCCAGAUAUUGGGAAGCUCACAAAGUUGCAGAUACUCAGCCUUAGGGAUAACGACCUGAUCUCACUGCCUAAGGAAAUUGGGGAGCUAACGCAGCUUAAGGAACUCCACAUUCAAGGGAAUCGCUUGACCGUUCUGCCCCCAGAACUAGGAAACUUGGAUUUAACUGGUCAGAAGCAAGUAUUCAAAGCAGAGAACAAUCCCUGGGUUACCCCAAUUGCUGACCAGUUCCAGCUUGGUGUGUCCCAUGUGUUCGAGUAUAUUCGUUCUGAGACAUACAAGUACCUCUACGGCAGACACAUGCAGGCAAACCCAGAACCCCCGAAGAAGAAUAAUGACAAAUCAAAAAAGAUCAGCCGGAAACCCCUGGCAGCCAAGAACAAAUGAGGAGUUGGCACAAACUGGGCUGCUGGUCUCUUCUCUAACUCUUCUGUCUCUCUUGCUCUGUCUCACCAAAAAAUAUAAUGCGUGUGUGGCUUUUUAAAAAAACUUUUCACUCUCUGUUGCUAGGGCUUACCACCUUACCUUUUACGUUCUUUUGGUAGGUGGUAGAUUUUUAUAAGGUCUUAAACCGAUUUCCAUUUGUUUCCUUAGAAAUGCCAAACACAGGAAGCAAAGCUUUAAUUCAACUGCAAAUUCCAUAGUAGGCACAGACUUAAGGUCCUUGAAUAGACAUCUUAAGGUGGCUUAUUAUUAAAAGAAUAAUUAAAAUCAUGUAACCAUUUAAAUGUCACAGUUAACACUUUUCAUUCUUUCCGUUUUUUCACCUAACUCAUUAUUUUGUCUUAUUGAAAGUCUUCCUUCACCACCAAGCUAUUACAUUCAUUUAACUUACAAAUGAUUUUCAUAAAAAUCUCUUAAUUUGUAUUACAUGUUGUUUCUUGACUAGAAUAAAGAACAGUUUGACCUUAGGAUAUACACUUUUUUGUUUACCUUUCUCCCCCCCCACCAAAUUUUCUUGUCCAAUUUGAUUGGUUGUAGAUGAUCAACUCUGAACUUUCCAUGAAAGAAAUGCAAAAUUAAAUCAGAGUUUCUUCUCCUA